Molecule: messenger RNA, 1043 nt
Organism: Cricetulus griseus (Chinese hamster)
Lineage: Eukaryota; Metazoa; Chordata; Mammalia; Rodentia; Cricetidae
Source: RefSeq, a predicted model, not a curated record
AUGGCCUUCACAGACCUGCUAGAUGCCCUUGGGGGUGUGGGUCGCUUCCAGUUUGUCUAUACAGCUUUGCUGCUGCUGCCAUGUGGGCUGCUGGCAUGCCACACCUUCCUGCAGAACUUCACAGCUGCUGCACCACCCCACCACUGCUGGCAUCCUGCCAACCACACAGAGGCUAGCACCAAUGACUCAGGGGCCUGGCUGAGGGCCACCAUCCCCCUGAACCAGCAGGGGGUCCCUGAGCCAUGCCAGCGCUACACAGAACCUCAGUGGGACCUUCUGAAAUCCAAUGCCUCCUCCCAUGGAGUGGCCACAGAGGACUGCAAGGAUGGUUGGGUCUAUGACCGAAGCAUUUUCCCAUCUACCAUCGUGAUGGAGUGGGACCUGGUGUGUGAGGCCCGUUCCCUCCGGGACCUGGCUCAGUCUGUCUACAUGUCUGGCGUGCUGGUAGGCGCUGCUUUGUUUGGUAGCCUUGCAGACAGGUUGGGUCGCAAGGCCCCCCUGGUCUGGUCGUACCUGCAGCUGGCAAUCUCAGGGGCUGCGACAGCAUAUGUCGGCUCCUUCAGCGCCUACUGUGUGUUCCGGUUCCUGAUGGGCAUGACCUUCUCUGGCAUCAUCCUCAACUCCCUCUCCCUGGUUGUAGAGUGGAUGCCGACCAGGGGCCGGACAGUGGCGGGCAUUUUGCUGGGCUUCUCCUUCACCUUGGGCCAGCUCAUCCUGGCUGGCGUGGCACACCUGAUCCGCCCCUGGCGGUGGUUGCAGUUUGCUGUCUCUGCUCCUUUCCUGGUCUUUUUCCUCUAUUCUUGGUGGCUUCCAGAGUCAUCCCGAUGGCUCCUACUUCACGGCAAGUCCCAGCAAGCUGUACAGAACCUCCGGAAGGUGGCCAUGAUAAAUGGCAGGAAGGAGGAAGGGGAGAGGCUGACUAUAGAGGUGGUGAGCUCAUACAUCCACAGUGAGUUUGCAAGUGUCCGAACCUCCAACUCCAUCUUGGACCUCUUCCGAACCCCGACCAUUAGAAAGGUCACAUGCUGUCUCAUGUUUGUCUG